Molecule: messenger RNA, 887 nt
Organism: Staurois parvus
Lineage: Eukaryota; Metazoa; Chordata; Amphibia; Anura; Ranidae
Source: the annotation of a GenBank genome assembly
AUGACCUCAACAUCAGAAUGGCGUAGACAAGAUUUGGUGAACGUCCGAGGAGUUCCCAUGUUCUGUCCUUUUGCCCAAAAUUUAGAAGAGAUUACUGAUCAUUUCCAGGCCAGAGAAGAUGAUAUUGUCAUAGCCACCUACCCAAAAUCAGGUACAACCUGGAUGAGUGAGAUUGUGGAUCUUGUCCUCAAUGAUGGAGACAUCGAGAAGAGCCGAAGGGAUGCCAUUUUCCAAAAGGUUCCGAUGCUGGAGUUCCGUGUCCCGGGGGAGGUACCACCAGGGAGUGAAAUAUUGGAAUCGGUGGCCUCCCCGAGAGUGAUCAAGACUCACCUACCUUUACCGCUCUUCCCACAAUCAUUGUUGGAUGAGAACGUUCGGAUAAUCUACGUAGCGAGGAACCCAAAGACGUGGUCGUGUCCUACUUUCAUUUCGAUAAGAUGAACCAGCUGCAUCCAGACCCGGGAUCCUGGGAGGAGUACCUAGAGAGGUUCAUCCAAGGAAACGUCGGUUUCGGCCCCUGGGGAGCUCAUGUAAGGGACUGGUGGAACCUGAAGGAGCAGAAGAACAUUCUGUACGUAUUCUACGAGGACAUGUUAGAAGAUCCAAGUCGUGAGAUCCAAAGAGUUGUCAGGUUUUUGGGGAAAGACUUCUCCGAAGAGGUUGUGGACAGGAUUUGUCAACAUACAUCUUUCAAGGCAAUGAAAAAGAAUCCCCUCACUAACUACACAGCCAUCUCCUCCACCAUCAUGGACCAUUCCAUCUCCCCGUUCAUGAGGAAAGGAAUCUGUGGUGAUUGGAAGAACCAUUUCACAGUGGCCCAGAGUGAGAGGCUGGAUGAGUAUUACCGGAGGGAGAUUUCCGGAACAGAACUGACCUUCCGCUUCUAG